Messenger RNA from Lolium rigidum, 1164 nucleotides. Its product is annotated as squamosa promoter-binding-like protein 14. The coding region runs from base 1 to 1164 and encodes 387 amino acids. NCBI's taxonomy places the organism in Eukaryota, Viridiplantae, Streptophyta, Magnoliopsida, Poales, Poaceae. Gene Ontology annotation, molecular function: DNA binding. The transcript is spliced from 3 exons. Gene Ontology annotation, cellular component: nucleus. The record is from RefSeq and is a predicted model, not a curated record.
AUGGAGAUUAGCAGCGGAGGCUGCGGCGGAGGGACCGGCGGAGGGGGCGGCGGGGACGACCAGCCGCUCCACGGCCUCCAGUUCGGCAAGAAGAUCUACUUCGAGGACGCCACGGCCCCCAGUGGUGGCAGCGGCAGCGGCACCAGCGCCAAUGCGUCGUCCUCCUCCAGGGCGCCCGCCGGAGCCGGGAGGAAGGGCAAGGCCGCGGCCGUCCCGGCGGUGCCCGCGCCUCCGCGCUGCCAGGUGGAGGGUUGCGACGUGGAUCUGAGCGGCUCCAAGACCUACUACUGCCGCCACAAGGUCUGCUCCAUGCACUCCAAGGCGCCCCGCGUCGUCGUCGCCGGCCUCGAGCAGCGCUUCUGCCAGCAGUGCAGCAGGUUCCACCAGUUGCCUGAAUUUGACAAUGGAAAACGCAGCUGCCGCAGACGUCUCGCCGGUCACAAUGAACGCCGUAGGAAGCCGCCUCCUGGCCCUCUGGCAUCACGCUAUGGCCGACUCGCUGCAUCCUUUGAAGAACCCGGCAGGUACAGAAGCUUUCUGUUAGAUUUCUCCUACCCAAGGGUUCCGAGCAGCGUGCGGGAUGCUUGGCCUGCAGUUCGACCAGGCUACCGAAUGCCCAGUGAAAUCCAGUGGCAAGGGAACCUAGACCUGCGUCCUCACACGGGUUAUGGCCCACAUGCAUAUGGCAGCCACGGCUUCCCCGGUCCAGAGCUCCCUCCAGGCGGGUGUCUCACAGGGGUCGCCGCCGACUCAAGCUGUGCUCUCUCUCUUCUGUCAAGUACUCAGCCAUGGGAUACCACCACCCACGGUGCCAGCCACGACCAUCGGUCCACGGCCAUGUCCGCGGCCGCGGGCUUCGACGGCAACCCUGUGGCAGUGUCACCCUCCAUCAUGGCGAGUAACUACAUGCCGCCACCAUCGAACCCCUGGAAUAGCUCCCGGGGUCACGAAGGCGGGCGGACGGUGCUGCAUCAGCAGCUGCCACAUAACGUCCAACUGCACGAGGUUCACCCUGCAGCAGGCUCUAGCCAGCAUGGCCACUUCUCAGGUGAGCUCGAGCUAGCUCUGCAGGGAAACAGGCCAGCACCUGGACCACGUGGCGAUCAUGGCAGCGGUGGCAACACAUUUGACCACCCUGGAAGCUCGUCGAACUGGUCCCUGUAG